Racocetra persica is the source of this 153-nucleotide messenger RNA. Lineage: Eukaryota; Fungi; Glomeromycota; Glomeromycetes; Diversisporales; Gigasporaceae. The record is from the annotation of a GenBank genome assembly.
GAAUUUUUUGAAGAGUUAGACAAAAAUCAUAAUAGAAAUGGUGGUUAUUUAGAUUUAUUAGCAGAAUUUAAAUGGGAAGAAAUAACUGUAAAUACCAUUAAGGACUUGAGUGAUUCAGAAUUAAUUCAAUUAGGUAUUACCAAAAUUGGGUAG